UGACUGUCCUUGCUUAUCAUCAAAUAUCCGAUUAGCAGUGUCAUCGUGGAGCAUACGCUUGCUUCAAAUUACCGACUCUGGUGCUUCGUUCCUCGACGCCGAUCGGAAUCCGCAAUAUUCGGGCUUGAAACCACCGCCGCUGGAAUGGUUGAUGCCAUGAGAAUUAACGAAGCACGUAUCAGCGUGCCUGAUUUUGACCUCCGCUACAAGGCAGGCCAAAUCUUCGCACGCGUCGUCAAGUUUGCUGUGGAUUCCGCUGUCGACGCCUCUCGCAUACUCAUCCCUGGUAAGAAGCAUGCACACAGGACGAUGCAAGAAGGAUUAAUGGAUGUGGCCUUGUCAACAUCAUUGAAGGCCAAAAAAAUACCUGAUGUUAAAGUUGCAAAGAACAUCCCAUUUCAAAUGAAGAUGCAGGAAGUGGAGGAACAUGUGAACAAUCUUAAGCAGCGGCAUGAAACAUCACCCAAAUGUGCGGGUGGAUCUCAGCCUCGAAAGAAACCAUCAGAUGAUGACCUCAAGAGAGUAGAUAUUAUGAAGAAGAAUGGAAGAAGAGUUUUUAUUAGGUCACGGCUUUAAAAUAGAUUUUGAAUAUGAGAAUUCGGUGGUUUAAUAUAGAAUGUUAAUGCAAACAAAAGCUGGGCAGUAUGUUUUUCCAACCCCCCCCCCCAAAAAAAAAAAAAAAACCUAUUUGCCUGUGUCGAAUUCCUGUCAUGAACCCUUGGGCAGCUUGAGGGGGAAAUAGGUGAAGUUGCUAGAUUCAGUUCAAUCUUGGCAUAUGUGAUGAAUGAUGAUCAUUUCUUAUAUUUAAGCUUCAACGAUCUGAUAUUCCAACUUGA
Molecule: messenger RNA, 836 nt
Organism: Neltuma alba
Lineage: Eukaryota; Viridiplantae; Streptophyta; Magnoliopsida; Fabales; Fabaceae
Exons: 2
Coding region: 145-576 (143 amino acids)
Source: RefSeq, a predicted model, not a curated record